Molecule: messenger RNA, 6567 nt
Organism: Pecten maximus
Lineage: Eukaryota; Metazoa; Mollusca; Bivalvia; Pectinida; Pectinidae
Product: sperm-associated antigen 1-like
Exons: 23
Coding region: 132-3734 (1200 amino acids)
Cellular component (GO): mitochondrion; cytosol
Molecular function (GO): heat shock protein binding
Source: RefSeq, a predicted model, not a curated record
UAAACCAAAAUUAGUUUAGACAGCACCGCUUCCCACACGACUUGGAUACGAACGGUCUUGUCGAGAAUAUUCCUGCAGUUCGAUUGCAAUACCUGUCAGCAGUCAGCAAGACAGUCUAACGGAAGCUUGCAAUGUCGGAGAAAAGCCUGCUGGUGGCAGACAGAACAAAGAGAUAUGACAUUCCUCUUGGUCAUCUAGACUAUGCCUAUAUUGAGACAUGUCGUGACGUCAAAGAACUAGAGAAGAUCUUGAUAAUCCUCAGGAGCGGUGAAGAGGGUGUCUACCCCGACCUUGAGAAAUCAUGUGAAGCACGGCUGGCAAGCUUGAAUCCAAAGAGUCGUGUACUGAGAAAGGCAGAUCCUUUACUGAAACCAUCAGAUCUAGAGAAGGAUGAAUGGAAUGAAAUCGACAAAGGACUGCAGAACUGGUCUUCAGCCAUGAAGUACAGGGAUGACUCAUUCAGCUCUAAAAAGAUUGUACCCACAAAACAAAAGGGGGAUGAGUUUGAUGACAGUGACCUUCCACCAAUCAGAUCCAAUGUAACAUCUAUUAACGGCACAGCUGUCAAUGGAACAGCUGAUCAGCCAAAACAGUCAACAAAUAGUAAUAAGAGGGUAAAACCAAGAGACUACAAAGAGUGGGAUAAGUUUGAUGUAGACAAAGAGCUAGAAAAGGUUGAGAAGGAGGAUGAGAAGAAAAAGGAAACAGUUUCAAAAGUUGUUCCUGAUAUUGAAAGCCAAAUAAAUGCUGCAGGCAUGUCAGAAGACGAGAAGAUGAUGAAGGCCACACGAGAAAAAGACAAGGGUAAUGAAGCGUACCGAUCCGGGGACUACGAGGAGGCCAUCUUAUACUACUCCCGCAGUAUAUCACUGGUGCAGAUAACAGCCUCCAUCAACAACAGGGCUUUAGCCUAUCUGAAGAUACAGAAGUGGGAUAAAGCUUUGUUUGACUGUCGAGUUGUCCUGGACAAUGAGCCUAAUAAUAUCAAAGCAUUACUCCGGCGGGGAUCAGCCUAUAAAGGAAAGAAAGAUUAUGAAAAGGCCCGAGCUGACUUCCAGCAAGCUCUGGACCUAGAGCCUGCUAAUAAGCGGGCAGAGGAAUUACUGGAAGAAUUGAGUGUGAUAAAAGAAGAAAAGGAAGAAGAGAAAAGAAAAAGGAAAGAAAAGGGACGGAGAAUGGUGAUUGAGGAAGUUGAAGGAGAGGAAGAAGACAGUGUCAAUAAGUCACAAGAUCAGACCCAUGGUCAAAUGAAUGGACAUUCAUCUACAGAAGAAUUGAGUGGUGAUACAGAGGAAUCGGAUGUAAGGGUUGGUGGUGACCAACUGUCAAACGGUGGAGACAGCAAAGUGAUGGAUUCUGUGAUUGAGGAAAAGGGAGACAACUUAGGUGGUGUGUCUACAGAGUGUGACAGACUGCAGUCACCUAUAGGGUCAGAUGUGACGGAGCAGGAAAAAGAAGAGAAAGUGACAAGCAAGUCUGAUCAGAAAACUAGUGAUAAGUGUGAAAAUGGUACUGAUCCAGAUGUUGAGUUAAACCAACAGAGUGAUGAAAGGACUAGUCCGGGGGGUACUGAUGACACCACACAAAGUAUACAGUCACCAAGAGAUUCUGCAUCUUCUAAAAAGGACAAUACAGUAGAGGAUGGGGAGGCAAACAAUGACACAAAGACAACUGAAGAGGUAGGCGAUGGAGGGGCAGACAGAGGGACAAAGACAACUGAAGAGGUAGGCGAUGGAGAGGCAGACAGAGGGACAAAGACAACUGAAGGGGUAGGUGAUGAAGAGGCAGACAGUGGGACAAAAAUAACUGAAGGGGUAGGCGAUGGAGAGGCAGACAGUGGGACAAAAAUAACUGAAGGGGUAGGCGAUGGAGAGGCAGACAGUGGGACAAAGGCUUCAGAAGAAGUGACAGAAAAAGUACCAGAGAGGCCAUCUCUCGUACAGGCUGAGCUGCCCUCUACAGUUGCUCAGCUACGUGAAUCAGGAAAUAAUCUGUUCCGCAAUGGGCAGUAUGGUGAUGCUCUGGGAAAAUAUAAGUCUGCCAUAGACAUAUUAGACAAAGGUAAGUCAGAUCAGGUAGUAAACCUGUCCUUGCUGUACAGCAACCGUGCAGCGUGUGAGCUGAAGGUGGGGAACUGUUCAGCCUGUAUCAAAGACUGUGGGAAAGCUCUAGAUCUUGUCCCUCACUCCAUCAAACCACUUCUUCGCCGCGGCAGUGCCUACGAGACACUGGAGAGAUACCGGGAGGCGUAUGUGGACUACAGACAUGUUCUAACAGUAGAUCCGUCAGUAGAAUCAGCUUUUACUGGAUCAUCUAGAUGUCAGAAUGUUUUAAGGCAAACAGAUGGCAUGAGAUGGCGGGAAAAAUUACCUCCCUUGAAGUCUGUUUCUCCUUGGGAGAUUCCUUUGAUUGUUGAUACCUUUGGUAACCCAGUCACCAGAUCUGUGACUACACCUACUGCUCCUAGCGUUCCCAUAGCAACAGCCAAUGAAGAAGCAGCUACAAAAUCUGAGGGUACAACAUCACCUUUACCUUCAUCUUCAUCGUCUUCGGAAACGGAACUUACAGCUGAGCAGAAAUUUGAAAAUGCAAAAUCAGAAGGCAAUAAAUGUGUUCAGAAGGGAGACUUUUUAAAGGCCAUAGACUGGUAUACUGAGUGUGUUACUCUGAUGCCAGACAGAGCUGUUGGGUAUACCAAUAGAGCACUGUGUUACCUUCGACGUAAUCAGCCCUCCAGUGCAGAGACUGACUGCGAUAAAGCAUUGGAGAUGGAAGCGGACAACAUCAAGGCGAUGUUCCGACGUAGUCAGGCACGCAAGAUGAUGAAGAAGUACAAAGACAGCCUGGAGGAUCUAACACACUUGCUCAAAAUUGACCCCAAGAACGCUGCAGCAAAGAAGGAGAUGACUUUAGUGAAAAAUUACUAUAGAGAGGAACUUCAAAAAAUGAAAGACAAUUUGGGUUCAUCCUCGAAGACUGGUACAGCCAAAGGUGAAGGUAAACAGAGGAAGAGGAUGGUGAUACAGGAAACAGAGUCAGACGAGGAGGAGGAGGAGACUUCAAAGGUCAAAGUCUCAGGUGUGAAGAGUUCUGAAAAGUCUAGUCCAAAAGAGAAAGUCUCGAGCAAGGCUCCAACAGCUUCACCAAAGAAACCAGAGACAAAAACAGAAAAGAAAGGAAAGAAGAUAGUUAUAGAGGAGAUACAAUCAACAGAUAAAGACUCGGACAGACAGAAAGCUCCAGAAAAGUCUAAGACGUCACAGAAAUCUGAAAAGAAACCUACCCAAAGUAAAAACAUAAAAUCAACCAGUACAGGACUACCUGUGGUGCCACCUAGUGCUCCGAAACUCGACAAGGCUACACCGUAUGAGUUCAUUCAGGCAUGGAACUCACUGAAAAAGGUGGACGACCUUCAGCCCUAUGCAGAUGUACUGAAGCAGAUCACUCCAGCUGAGUUACCUAAAGUUAUCAGUAACAAGCUCGAUGGUCCUAUGCUCACAACCAUUAUAAAGUGUUUGGAGUCCAAGUUCAAAGACUCAGGUGAGCUUGAAACAGCAUACAGCAUAUUGACAAACUUGUCCAAGGUUCAGAGAUUCCAGACCAUAUCUAUGUUUAUGUCAAAGUCGGAAAAGUCAGUGGUUGAACGUGUACUGACAAGACUACAGAAUCAGAAAUCUGAUGUGUAUGAUCAAUCGGACCUGAACAAGUUAAAGAAAUGCUACGAUAUCAGAUGAUGAAUUCUAUCGUAAUGAUGGAGUUUUGGUUCAGCAUUCUGUUAUUGGACUAGAUAUAUUGAUGUUUGAGUUCCUGUCGUCACUGGAUGUCAAAAGUGGAGAUCAUUAAAUGUUACACUGUUCAUCAUCACCAUAGAUAGACUGGAACUGUUGUAAGGUUUUAUCCAGGCCAUAUACGAGAGUAAGAGUGCUAUUCUUCAUUUGAUCAUAACCAUGAGAAGUUUCCUGGGUGUGGAUUGUUCUAUAAGUGUGUCAGCAAUGAAAAUACCUGUGUUACCAACUUCAUCAGAGGAUUAUCAUACAUGUAGUGGAGUAUCUGAAAUAAUAGACAUAAAUUACUCCUGUUUUCUGUGUCACCAAAGACAAAAAGUCACAAAGACAUGACUUUGGCAUCCGACUAUGCUGUUGAUUUUUCAACCGCAAUGUCAUCAAUGACUCAUUAUCAAUAUUUGACUUUAAAUUGACGUUUUGUGCUAGUUAGAUGUGUUGCUCAAAUGUGGAAAAGUUUGUAUUUAACUGAACUUGAUAUAAUUAUGUACAAUCUUGUAGUUGGAUCACAUAGUGGACAUCUCAACACACCCAUCAUUUGUAGAAUACAUCACAUCUGAUUGUCCAGGGGCUCUGUCAAUUAGGGAUGCUGGAACACUGGACUUUAAAAGUUUCUUGGAAAGUACAAGUGCUCUGCCAACCAAAUCUGGUAUAUGUAUAUACACAUAUGUACAUUUUACUAUUGGCAUGACAAAGCACUAAUUAAGUUCAUUUUUUUUUUUUUUUUAAUUGUUUAAUGUCCUUUUGAAACAUGUACUGGAUAUAUUAGAUACAUGUCCUUAUCGCUUCUCAAGAAUAGUAUUAUUUUUGACUGAAAAAAUAUCCAACUUACCCAGUACCCAGCAGGUGAAUUUUGAGAAUUAUUGAUAUUGCAAAAAUUGGCACUUGUAUUGGGUUUUUUGCAAUGCAUCUAUAUUUAAACACAAUUAUUAUGUAUAUGAGAUGUUCGUUUACUGUUACUUAAAUACAGUUAAAAGAACAACCCCCCUCCCCCCGGUACAUAAAUAAAUUCUAGUGAAUUUUAGGAUUGACUCGGCAUAAUUUAGUGUUACUCUGGUCAGAGAAUUAAUUUUUACUUAUUUGUAUUCAUUAAAAGAGACAAAAACAAAAUAAUGAAGAAUCAUUUUCAUCAAAGUAUAUCAACAUAAAUUCAUGGCAAUGUUGACAUACAACACUGCAUAGACUGGACCCUGUAUAGCCAUCUAUUUCAAUCCAAGUAUUAUACUAUAUAUAACAUAUACUAUUUACAGAAUGGGAGUGCAACUGUGCUCAACAUUUGAACCUUUUGUCAAAUUGUUCAUUACCGAAUGUUUAUAAGAAACAAUACACUCGUGGAAAAAUUUUAAAACCCAAUUUUCACAAAUGUUUAAAUUAAUUCCUCUGUUUAAAGAACAUAAUUGGAGUAUUUUAUAUUGAGAGUAUGGUAAGUUCACUGUGACUGUCAAGUGUGUACAAUUGUACGGUAUGGUAAGUUCACUGUGACUGUCAAGUGUGUACAAUUGUACAGUGUGGUAAGUUCACAGUGACUGUCAAGUGUGUACGAUUGUACAGUGUGGUAUGUUUACAGUGACUGUCAAGUGUUUACAAUUGUAUGAUGUGGUAAGUUCACAGUGACUAUCAAGUGUGUACAAUUGUACGGUGUGGUCAGUUCACAGUGACUAUCAAGUGUGUACAAUUGUAUUGUAUGUUCACAAUAUUCAGUGUACAACAGUAAUUGUAUAGUGGUAUAAAGCUUGUUAUCUUCCUAUUGAGUUAGGAUUAAUUAUGUUUUGCGACUAUAGCACCGUUUGGUCAUGUGACCACUUUUGUGACAUCACAUACCUCAUUAACUUUCUGUGUUACAACAUUGUAGCAGGAUGAAGUAGUGAGAAAUAAAGCACAACUGUUGUAAUGAUGUGGUAUUAUAUACUUAUAUAAUUAUAUAUAUAUAUAUAUAUAUGAAUAUGAGGAACAAAGGUUUCCACAAAUGUUGUUAUAGCUCAGCUGUUACAUCAAUUGCUGACAAAUUCUUGAAGCCCUAAUUGUCAUAGUCAGAAAUAGCAAUGUGUGUUAUAGGACUGUAACAGCAAUUGUGAAUUUUGUGUGUGAGAAUGAGGUUGUCAUGUGUGUUGUUGUUUCUGCUGUAUGCUUCAAUAGAUGUGAAUGAGAAUGACAUAACAUGCAGUAUUUAUUUUAAAAGUUAGUGCAGCAAGACACAGAUACAGUUCUCUGCUAUAUAAAAAGAAUAUUGCAUAAUUUUUACUGAUCAAUAUUUCAAAAAAUGUUUUCACAAGUGAAAGAUGUUAGAGUUGUGUGUUGUUCAAGUUGACAUCAUGCACACAUGACACCUGACAUUUGGUGUCAAAUUGACAUCAUGAACAAAUUAAGUAUCAUGUGACUUUUGGUGUCAAAUUCACAUCAUGAGCAUGUUAAGUGUCAUGUGACAUUUGGUGUCAAAUUGUCAUGCAUGAGUUCAGUGUCACGUGACAUUUGGUGACACGUGACGCAUUUCUAAUGUCACAUCAAACAGAUGUCACACCUGAUAUCAAUAAAUAGGUGUCAUAUUUAACGAGGCCAUAAUUAAACGAACCCAACGGACAUUGUGUUUGAUAGGUCAACUGUAUGAUGCAGAAAAAUACAUUGUGUUUGACGAAGAUAUGUAUGUCAGUAAAUGGACAAAAUGUUUUAAAAUGAUUGAUAUACACAGAUUUGUUUUCUUACAUUAAAGAGUCAUUAAUUGUAUUUGAUGUCCAACCAAAAUGUUCAGCCUGGCAAAACAUACGUAUAUUAAAGUGAUUUAAUAUUU